AUGGGUGUACACUAUCGUGACUUCAUCGACUUGGUUUGGUACCUCAUCUUCAGGCAACAUGUGGGCCAAGACGUACUUGAACUCAUUAUAACUAUUGCAUGGUGCAUGUGGUACAACCGGAACAGAGCACAGCAUGGCUCCCCACGGCAGUCAUCAAAUGAAAUCCUACACAAAGCUCGCACUGUAAUGGAGGAUUUCCAGGUGACCCACUUCGCAUGUCCUCAUUCCACGGAUCCAUCAGACACUCGCUGGGUUCCUCCUUCAAAUCCGCGGUUCAAGGUGAACACCGAUGCAGCCAUCUUCAAGAAUCUCGGCACUGUGGGCAUCGGUACUGCGAUUCGAGACCAAGCAGGAACGGUCAUCGCAGCUCUUAGUCAGCAUCUGCACUUGCCGUUGGGUCCCUUGGAGGCUGAAUCAAAGGCGAUGGACGUGGCGGUUUCGUUUGCAUGGGAUGUUGGCGUACAAGAAGUUGUCGUUGAAACUGAUUCCCACGUGAUUUUCACUGCUCUGUCGGGCUCCACCAUUCCACCAGCUACAGUGAUUGAUGUCCUUGAGAGCAUCCAGCAAAAGUUGCAUGAGUUUAGACGCGUCAAAGUCCAACAUGUGAGGCGGCAAGGAAACAAAUCCGCACAUGCCUUGGCACAACAUGCAAAGGGUAUCCAUGGUUUUGUAACUUGGUUGGAGGAAAGUCCACCAAUAAUUGAAUCUUUAAUACUCUAA
Messenger RNA from Quercus robur (English oak), 720 nucleotides. RefSeq lists its product as uncharacterized. The coding region runs from base 1 to 720 and encodes 239 amino acids. NCBI's taxonomy places the organism in Eukaryota, Viridiplantae, Streptophyta, Magnoliopsida, Fagales, Fagaceae. Gene Ontology annotation, molecular function: nucleic acid binding; RNA-DNA hybrid ribonuclease activity. The transcript has a single exon. The record is from RefSeq and is a predicted model, not a curated record.